AUGAGGGUAUAUACUGAACAUGGUGAGACAAAGUUACUUACCUACUUUAUGAAUCCUAAACCUGUUAGGAAGGUAACUAUUGUACAAAUAUAUGAAAUAAAUGAAAAUGAUGAUAAUGAAAACCCCACAGCUGAGGUACAAGAUUUACCAAGCCCACCUAGAUCAUCCCCUAUUGAGGUUGAGGUACAACCAUUACAUGUCGAGGUUCAUGAUAGACAAAACGAGCUUAUUGCGAAUGACUUUAUGGAGGCAGCUAUAGAAUUUGAUAUUGGUUUGUAUCAAACGAUAUUACAAUCAAAUGCAGAUGUUCAUGAACAAGUACAAGUAGAAGUGGAAGAACAUGUUCAAGAUGAAGUCGAAGAACAUGCACAAGUAGAAGUAGAAGAAAAUGUAGAAGAUGAAUUGGAACUGGAUCAUAGACAUGAGGCUGCCAUGGAAGAUAACUUGGAUAAUUACAAGGAUAAUUACAUAGACAACAACAUGGAUGAUUACAUGGAGACUGAAAUGGAGCAUGAUAAUGGGAGCAAUUCUGACGGAGAAGAUGGGAGCAUAUCUAAUAGGGGAGAGGGUAGUCACUAUGAUGAGGAAGAUGACAGUGAGGAUAGUGAGGAUUAUGAGGAUAGUGAUUGGGUGGAUGAGGAGAAUAUCAUUCCUGAAGUUGAAGUGGAUAUGAGGGAUUUCCACAUGAGCAUUGACAAUGAAGUAGAGUUUUUUGAGAAAAGACUAAGGAAUAGCAUGGGGAAAGAUAGAAAUCAGGAGCAUGAAGAUACGAAAUUGGAUGUUAUUGACAAUGAUGAAUGGUAUUCAGCAGAUGAUGAUUCUGAGAUGGGCAAGAAGAGAUGA
This is a messenger RNA of Lactuca sativa (garden lettuce), 843 nucleotides long. NCBI's taxonomy places the organism in Eukaryota, Viridiplantae, Streptophyta, Magnoliopsida, Asterales, Asteraceae. The record is from RefSeq and is a predicted model, not a curated record.